Notothenia coriiceps (black rockcod) is the source of this 1420-nucleotide messenger RNA. RefSeq names its product spindle and kinetochore associated complex subunit 1 (gene ska1). Gene Ontology annotation, molecular function: microtubule binding. Gene Ontology annotation, cellular component: outer kinetochore; spindle microtubule; mitotic spindle. Lineage: Eukaryota; Metazoa; Chordata; Actinopteri; Perciformes; Nototheniidae. The transcript has 7 exons. Gene Ontology annotation, biological process: mitotic cell cycle; cell division; regulation of microtubule polymerization or depolymerization. The coding region runs from base 71 to 817 and encodes 248 amino acids. The record is from RefSeq and is a predicted model, not a curated record.
CAAACUGCUGUGGAACCGGGAAGAAGAAGAAGAAGAAGAAGCUGUCAGCCUGAAAACACAAGCUGUCAACAUGUGUGAUCUGCUGGAUGUCAGCCUCCACAUCCAUGACAGGAUCUCGUCGCUGCGCAGCAUACUGGACCUGGCGGCUGUCGAAUUCCCUCAAAAUAAGAUAAAGAAGCUUGGACAAGAACUGUCGGUUGUGGGGGCACUUCUGGAGCAGUUUGAGAAAUGUGUUGGUCAGCAGAGAGAGAAGCUGAGGCAUCUGAAGGAACUUGAGGAGUCAUUCAAGGAGAAUGUGGGGGGUGUUCAGCACAUGAAGGACAACGUUCCUGCUCACAUGCCCAAGAAGAGAGGCCCGGCAAAUGGGGGGGAAGCUGCUCUGAAGCAGGGUGAAGCUGUUCAGCCAGCGCAGCAGCAGCAGCCUGUGAGAAAGAGCAACAAGAGCUGCAUCAGAAGCAUGGACGUCAUCACCAUGCCAGAAUUUGAGACCAUCCCUCAGUACAUGAGAGGACGGGUAUCGUACGAUCAGAUGAAUGCUGCGGUGCAGAGCAUCAACACAGCUGUGACAGCAAAGUACAAGAUCCUCCAUCAGUCCAUGAAAACUCUCAGCAACUACACACGCAAGCUGCACCAGCGCUUCAAGGAGCAGGAGACCAAAGACACCAAAGGUCAGAACUUUGUGGUGGAGGAGGACAUCCGAGAGUUUUCUAAGAUCAAGGUGGACAAACGCUUCCAGGGGAUUCUGAACAUGCUGCGGCACUGCCAGCGCCUCCGGGAGAUGCGGGGGGGCGGCCUCACCCGCUACAUGCUGCUAUGAUUGAGUCACACUUUGACUUUGCAUUUAAUAUACAGGAAUGUGUGCAUGUAUGUAUGUUGUUGUGGUAUAAGUGAAAAUAUCCUUUUUUUUCCUUCUAUGUUUGUUUAAUAUCGUUACAUGUGUAAACAACAGUUUGUAUUUUCAGGCAACCAGAAUACAAAUCUGAAGAAGGAACAUUUCUUUGUGGUGAAUACUUUUGAUCUUUAUCAGUAUCUGAUCAUUCUGUAGAAAUAAUGAGAAAUGUAGCAUAAUCAGAAACAGCGUGAAUGAAGAUAGAUUUUCAAUUUCAAAAUUGAAAAGUCCUGACAGAAUUAAUGUAUACAAAAUAUAUUUUAUUAGUUCUAUAACAUAAGGGUUGACCUCAAGCCGUUUGUGGAAACAGAUUGCUUCAAUACGUUUAAGUUUACUGAAUCAAUUUGACUUUGGGAAAACUCAAGUAUUUAUUGUUAUGUUUACUUUGGUGCAAUUAACUUUUUUAACCAAUCACAAAGUUAAUUGAACUUACAUCUUUUAAUUAUUUUAACUUAAAUGUUUAAUUUCUCCAAGCUUAUUAAAAAUGUAUUAAUGGAAUUUACUGAAUAAAGUAAGACCAAUUUAAAUAUA